Messenger RNA from Symbiodinium natans, 276 nucleotides. Lineage: Eukaryota; Dinophyceae; Suessiales; Symbiodiniaceae. The record is from the annotation of a GenBank genome assembly.
GCAAAGGAGGCGCAUGAGACGGCACUGGCGCAGUUCGGUCGCCUAGUGGGCGGCGCUUCGGGACCAAAGGUCCCACUGGCUUAUCUCCUUCAUCAGGAUCUGGUCGAGGAUUUGCACCAGCUGCAGGAGUCGGUGGAGGUACGUUUUGACCAAUUGCUGCGUAUGACUGGCCGGGAUUGGUCAUCCACUCAGCCGGUUUCAAAUUCUCCAACUUCUCUUGAUGCACUCGAAGACGAGUUCGGAUUGGCCAUGGAUGCCCUGCGGUUGUCGUACUAA